Molecule: messenger RNA, 516 nt
Organism: Postia placenta MAD-698-R-SB12
Lineage: Eukaryota; Fungi; Basidiomycota; Agaricomycetes; Polyporales; Adustoporiaceae
Exons: 3
Molecular function (GO): iron ion binding; oxidoreductase activity, acting on paired donors, with incorporation or reduction of molecular oxygen; monooxygenase activity
Source: RefSeq, a predicted model, not a curated record
UUGGACGCGGCGCUCGACGGGAUAGGCUCCGAGAUAGCACCUUACGGCACAGUGAAGGUCUUGCCGUAUCUCGAAGCUGUAGUCAACGAAGGUCUCCGCCUGCACUCGGGUGUCGGCGCUGGUCUGCCACGCGUCGUGCCUGCUGGUGGUAUGACGAUCCUCGGACACCACCUGAUGGAAGGGACGGUGGUGAGCUCGCCGAUAUACACUCUGCACAGGAGCAAAGCGGUUUGGGGUGCGAACGCAGACGAGUUCUACCCCGAGAGAUGGAUCGACGCCUCGGCGGACACGAAGAAAGAGAUGAUGAGCUCUUUCGCACCUUUCUCAAUUGGCCUGAGGGCAUGUAUUGGGCGCAACCUUGCCAUGCAGCAAUUGCAGAUCGUGACGGCGACAAUAUUUCGCAGGUAUAGCAUCGUCCUGCAAGAUGACGCUCCUCUCGAGAUACAAGACAGUUUUGGACGUAAGCCGAAGAAAUGCAUAAUAGGCGUGAAGCGGCGUGACUUGAAGGUUUUAUGA